Molecule: messenger RNA, 3312 nt
Organism: Actinia tenebrosa (Australian red waratah sea anemone)
Lineage: Eukaryota; Metazoa; Cnidaria; Anthozoa; Actiniaria; Actiniidae
Product: 4-galactosyl-N-acetylglucosaminide 3-alpha-L-fucosyltransferase FUT6-like
Cellular component (GO): membrane
Molecular function (GO): fucosyltransferase activity
Source: RefSeq, a predicted model, not a curated record
UUUCUUCAGGAAUCUAAAAUAGAAUCUUAAUACCAAAAGGUAAAUAUACAAAAUCGAGCAGUUUAAUUUAAUGGUGAGUUUUUGACUUUUUUCCUUGUUUUCUUUAGAGUUUAAGACAUAUAUUAUAUAAGUUGUUUGGUUCUAAAUCAUAUGCUAAGUUAUGCAAAAUGCAAUGAGUCAUACUUUGGAAUGAUUAGUUCUAUGUGUCACAAACGCUAAACUAAAAACUGUCCAUGGAUUUUCGUGUCAGCAAUCAGCUUUCUGAACCUAUAAGUUUAACAGAGUAAUUCAGACGGGUUCGUUGCAUAGAUGGCAACUGCAAAAGAAGACGGCGGAACAUCUUCUAGAAAGAAACAAUGUAAAGCGUUCACGUGGUGUAUUUUUAUCUGUAGUUUGGCCGCCAUACUUUUUAUUUUUUACGAAUACCACUUCAGUAGAAGUAACGGAAGCAAAGAUCUUAUAAUAACAUCAAUGGACAAGGAUCAUCUCAAAGUUGUUAAUACUUUCGUGGAAAAGUUUCGAGAGGAAGCGAAAGAGUAUUCAAAGGAUUCGUCAUUAUGGAAGAAAAUGUCGGCCAUGGUGAAAACGGAAUCGAAUGAUCAAUACAAACUAGUACUCUUAUAUACGGGAUUUUUCGGUCAUUUCCCGUGGGGGUGGUUGAGAGAUACGACUGCUCUAAACCAAUGGGAUGGCAUGACGUGCCCUCAUUAUCAUUGCACUUUAACUUAUGAUAAAAAAGAUUUUAAGAAAGCGGAUGCUGUUAUAUUCCAUGCACAAGACAUGGUGUCACGAUCAGAGCUGAAUGCGUUACAACUCUCACGAACAGCCAAUCAGAGAUGGAUAUUCUUUCCUACCGAAAGUCCUCAAAAUGUCCCAGAAAGCCACAUGAUAAAUGGAUUAUUCAACUGGACGAUGUCUUACAGGAGAGAUUCAGAUAUAUUCCGUCCGUACGGAUACUUCUACCCAAGGAGUAAGAAGAGAACUACAGAAGAAAAAGACGCGUUCUUAGAGUAUUUAGAAAGUAAGGAUCUUCUUGUUGUAUGGCUGUGUAGUCAUGCUGGAGCGCUCAGAGAUAAAUACGUGCGGAGACUUCGAACUUUCAUAAAGAUAUAUGUCUAUGGUAAAACUGGAGCUCGUGUAGGGGGCAUUUCAGGAAAAUGCCUGCAAGAUUCCCCCGAUUGCAAGAAGCAUCUCAAAAGGUUUAAAUUUCUUCUUGCUUUUGAAAACUCUUUCUGUACAGAUUACGUCACGGAGAAGUACUGGUUUUGUCUUGAAAUGGGAAUAGUACCUGUCGUAAUGGGUGGCGCUGAAUACGACAAAAUUGCGAUUCCCGGCUCUUAUAUCAAUGUCAAGGACUUUCCAACCAUCAAAGCUUUGGCAGAUUACCUUCAGCAUUUAGAUUUGAACGAUAAGGAAUAUAACAAGUACUUUGAAUGGAAGGAAAAGUAUAAGGUUGUGAUUGACGCGCCUUGGACGUGCCAGCUUUGUGCGAGGUUAAAUAUUGACCAUAAGAAAAAAGUCUACAACGGUCUUGAAUAUUACUGGGGUGCUGCCCAACAAUGUGGAAUUAAAGAAGAUGUUAUCAAGAAGAUUAUUGCGAAACAACCAUGGGGAAAAACGAGUAUGUCUAGCUAGUGAGAUACUGAACUAUAUUGAUGGGUUGCAAGCAUUCCCAAGAGAGUCAAAAGACAAAAGCAUGGCGGCAUUGUGGUGCCGUUAACAAAGGAUGCUAAUAAUGACUCUUUUGUUAAAUGGCACCAACGCUCCCCCGAGAUGCCGCGAUGACGUAACGUGCAAUCGAAGAAUAGGUGGGAAUAUUGUUUACAAACAUUGGCAUUGUGGUUUUAAUGUGCCAACCAUUUCAACAAUAGGUUUUGUCACUUUGAGAAUAUUGCUCUCCACUAUUGUAUAGGAACUUUAUCGUAAAGUCCUUCCAUGACAGUGUUGGAAAAGACAUUUUUCAAGGAUAUGUGCCUAUGGAAUGUCAUGGAUUCACCCUAUAGGCCGGCCUUUCCCACACAGCAACCAUGUUGACCGGAAUAGGUUUUCUCACGCGUAGCCUCGUAUUUAAGUGCUUGAAAAUAAAUAAAUGUAUGCGGGUUAAACAGAGGUUUUUAUCCUCAUCUGAAUUACACAUGGCUUUUACGUGAGACAGGCCAAUUGAUGAUCACUAUAACUUGUUUUUCACAGCUAUAAACGCGUCAUCGAAAGACAUGAAGUGAAGUGGUUAGUAUUUCCAUUUAUUGAUCCCAUUAGUUUUACAUUAUUAGUAAAUUCAAUUAUUAAAUAUUGAUUAUACGUCGGAUAAUAUGGUGGACAACGUUGGAAUAUAUAUAAGUAUAGAAAGAAAGAAAAAUCCUACAUCUUUUGCAGUAAUCAUGGAAUAUACAUUGCGUUUCGUGUGCUGAUAGUCCAGAAAUAGCAAUUUUCAUGUACCAUCUAUCAUUGCAAGCUCACCGUUCGUCUCGCUUCGAUGCAAAGGCAAGGCUACCUUUCAAGAUGACGCUGGGAACUGUGAAGGCGACUAUUGGGUACUCCCAUUAGCAACCUCUAACAAAACCGGAAGUAUUUUUACUGGAAAAAAUAAAGUCUCAAAAAUCACGAAAAAGAUCAGCAAAUCAAAUCGAAUGUUUUGUGUUGUUUGGUAUAUAACGAAACACUUAUUGACUGACACCUCGCUAGCUAAAGCAAAGAGUCCAUUUUGUGUGUGGUUAUUUCUUCGUAUGACAUGUCGUCAUAGUCUACGGACCCAUGGUCGUCUCAGGACCAUGAAGUACACUGUUUCUACACUGUUUGGUCUAAGUGUUAACUAUUAAUUAAUAGAAAGAUAUUUAGAGCGAUCCUCAUAUUUAGAAUUCUACGUCACUUGGACUCGUCAGCGACAAAUUAACUACCAGCUAUACUAGUAAACUAUCCCAAAUAGGUCAGAUGGCAUUUUGGGUGAUUUCAUAACUACAAUUCUCCCAGAUCUCUUCCAGCAUGAUUUGACCGAGAGAGACUAUUUCAAGACUAUUUUGAAAUAGACUAUAAAGAUUUUAAAUAAUGUAAAAUACAAAGUAAAAAAUAAAAUUCAAUCACAGAAACAACUGCGAUUAUUGAGUUUCCUCCCUUGAAGUUUAUAACAGUUUUUUAUGAAACAAAUUAAUUAGCAAUUAUUGGGCUGCCUGUGUGUAUGUGACGUCACAACCGCCAUUUUGAGAGAAGACUUAUCGCGUUAAUGGGUUUUUAGUAAAUCAGCCAACUAGGCGACCAAUGGCCAAUGAAUUCAUCGAUUUGAAAUGGUGUAAACAUUUAAAUGUCAUCUAAGUUACC